This is a messenger RNA of Camelina sativa (false flax), 789 nucleotides long. The record is from RefSeq and is a predicted model, not a curated record. Lineage: Eukaryota; Viridiplantae; Streptophyta; Magnoliopsida; Brassicales; Brassicaceae.
AUGGAUGGAUAUAAUGGUGUUUCCUAUGUGGGUAAUCCGGUAUUGCAACAGUGGGUUGAAGUCCCGUACCCUCCAUAUCCAAGAUCUUUGCCGGUUGGUUUAGUGACCCGCGUGGACGAGGACGGUGUUGUGUUGAGCUUCAAAGUGCUUACAGUGGCUGCAUUGGAGCCGAGUCCAGACAAAUCCUCGACUUUUGAUUAUGAUGCUGAUCUAACUCUACCUGGAGCACUUAUAGCUUAUGAUGUCUAUGGUGAAUCAAAUCUGUGUCAGGUUAUACCUCUCCCCGAUCAUAAUGUGAAUCACAACUCCGACUUCAAAAGAGCCUACACUACAUCCACCGGAUUUGUCAUUGAUGAUGAUGAUUCAGGCUGGCAACUUGAGUGGAAACUCCCCCUCCCGUUUAUUCGGCCUGAUGAUGAUAUUAGCUAUUAUGCACCAUUGGCAAUGCAUCCCUUUGAUCGCAAUAUUAUCUAUAUAUGGAGUCAACAAAACCGUUAUUUGGUGUCAUGUAACUUGCAGAAAUUAAACUACAAAAUCUUGAGAGAUGACGACCAAUCAAUCGAUGAUCUUCAAAAUUGCUUCGUCAACCAGUCUGUCUGUGAAGAAGAGAUGGAUGAUAUUUUUGGACCAUAUUCACAUCAGGAGUAUGUAGUUCCUAUCAUUAGUUUCCAUUCCUUACUCCCACGGUGGAUCGAAUCAAUGCCUUGUCCUCCCCAAGUUGAGAUUAUUGAUACAACUUCACUGUUGUCUAACAUUUACUUAAAGACAAAGAAGAAUAUAGGCAAAUAG